This is a messenger RNA of Rosa rugosa (rugosa rose), 2024 nucleotides long. RefSeq lists its product as uncharacterized. The coding region runs from base 1067 to 1588 and encodes 173 amino acids. The transcript is spliced from 2 exons. The record is from RefSeq and is a predicted model, not a curated record. Lineage: Eukaryota; Viridiplantae; Streptophyta; Magnoliopsida; Rosales; Rosaceae.
UCAUAUAUAGACGCAACCAAUUUCUAUCCAUCAAAAGAGAGUUUCUGCUACCGAUGUCUAAGCAGAAAGCUUUCGCCGCAGGGAUACCUGAUGACGGUGAUGCUACCAGAAGCAGCCGCAAAAGAGGUAUUACUACCUUAGCUCUCUCUCUCGUUAAAAAGUCCAAGAGAUAUAUAAUAAAUUCACCACCACCACCAUCGACAACCACGAUUUGUGAUCUAUCUGACUUUAUAGUUGUCGAAAUACUUUGUCGACUUCCUUACAAUAUUAAGGUCGUAUUUCAAUGCAAGUGUGUAUCCAAGAGAUGGUUUGCUCUCAUCUCUGAUAGUUAUUUUGUUAGCCGUUUUUUAUGUCAACAUGAUUGCCAAACGAAGCCUCUUGUGACUUCUCAUGUUAUAAGCCCCUAUACGGAUUACCUCGUCUUCCAAACUUCCAAGCAUUUUGUCAAUGAAUUUCCUCCUACCUUUUCGAGCUGAUAAGCAACCACAAUUACUAUAUAAUGAACCAAUUGUGGAAGCAACUUUCAAUGACUUGGUCUUGUGCUGCUCAACCAAGCAUUAUCAACGUGACUACUACAACUGCAAUCCACUCACCAAGCAAUGGGUUGCUCCCCCUCCCGCCCCUCGAGCUCCCUAUUCGAAAGUGCAGGUGGGAUUCAUUUGUGAUCCCUACUAUGAUCAUGGAAUUAGUACCAGAAGUAGUAGUAGCUCUAUGAUGAAGCUUAAUACUGGGUAUAGGUGCAGGGUUGUGCGAAUCCUCCCAGAUGAAAGAUUUCAACCAGGACUGGGUUUAUAUGUGGAGAUCUUCUCUUCUGAGACAGGUGAAUGGAGAGAGUAUCAAUUACCUAAUCUAAUAGAGUUAGGAAAGUUCGGUUGGUUCAUUAAAUGGCAGCCUGGCGUUGCUUUCAAUGGCAAGUUAUAUUGGUACAAUGAUGGUGGCUUUACUUUUGAGUUGGAUCCGUUCAAUAUUAGUAGUGGUGGUGAUAUUAUUAAUAACAAGCGUCGUUUCAAUGUAGAACCGAGACUAUGCAUGCUUCCAUUUAUGUGUGUGCCAAGGGCGUUUGCGAAUGUAUCCAUUCUCUAUAGCGGGAUAUAUUAGCAUUUGGGAAUUGAAUGAAAAAUCCGGCAAAUCGGAAUGGUGCUUGAUAUUUGACAAAGUUUCUCUGUUGGAUAUGGUUUCCAAAGAUCCUAAGAUCACUAAAGAAAAAUCACGCAAAUUGGACGUGUUAGGUUUCCUCCCAAGCAAUGAAGAUAUCAUAUAUUUGAAAUUUCCUGAACAGAUAGUAAUGUGCAAUCUUCGUGAAAACACUUUAGAGAAGAGUCCAGUUGAUCCACCUAUAAACAUUCGAUUUGGUUUCAGUUGCUAUGUUAGUCAGUUUGCAGUUGAUCGCUCUACAACCAUCUAUCCAUAUGUGCUCCCGUGGUGGCCUACACCGGUUCCUAGAAUCAAUAAACCAAAGGUUUGCCAGGUCAAGGUCUUGAAACAAUUUGAGAUAUUCCUGGUGCACCAUGCUGGGCAGCAGGAGUCACAGAUUCAACAGCAUCAGGCAUCACAGUUUUCCGGCAUCAACCAAGCGUUGUUCAUCUGAUACAACAACUUCAGUUCAAAAUGACUUUUUGGAGGCUGACAAUGAGCUUGGUGGUACAUGUUGUGUAUUUGUUAAAGGAGUACAGGGAUUACUGAGGCAUUGCGGUUGCAAGUGGUAGUUGAUUGAUGUACUGUCGUAGUCUGUAGAGCGAAAGGAAGUUGCAGCUAUAAAUUGAAGAACAAGGUCAAAGAAAUAAGACUGAUCAGAACUAAUACAAGCAUAUGGGUUCUCCAGAUGCAAAUAGGAAACAUAUAACACAAUCUGUAAUCGAAAUUCAUGAUGAUUGAGAAUCCUGAAUUGGAUGAAACGUUCAGCAGUAUGAUCGAUCAUUACAUUGAUUUUUUCUUUUUCUUUUUUUUACAAAAUUAGUGAGUCUUGUACUCUUUAUAUAUUUCAUGAGGAAUUUGCUGCUCAUUCUCUGUACUAAGUGGGUGAU